This is a messenger RNA of Ilex paraguariensis (yerba mate), 2280 nucleotides long. NCBI's taxonomy places the organism in Eukaryota, Viridiplantae, Streptophyta, Magnoliopsida, Aquifoliales, Aquifoliaceae. The record is from the annotation of a GenBank genome assembly.
AUGGCUGGUGCUUCUUCGUCUGCAGUGUUCUUUGGAAUGAGAGAAGACGAUCAAAAUCAGAUGAAACCACAGCAUUCUUCAGUACCAACUUCAUCAACAAACCCAACUCCAGCUCCCCAGAAGAAGAGAAGAAAUCAAGCUGGAACUCCAUAUCCAGAUGCAGAGGUUAUUGCGCUAUCUCCCAAGACCCUAAUGGCUACAAACAGGUUUGUGUGUGAGGUAUGCAGCAAAGGAUUCCAGAGGGAGCAAAACCUACAGCUUCACAGAAGAGGACACAACCUGCCUUGGAAGCUAAAGCAGAAGACUACAAAAGAGGUGAGACGGAAGGUCUAUCUGUGUCCUGAGCCCACAUGCGUCCACCAUGACUCUUCAAGAGCUCUUGGCGACCUCACUGGAAUUAAGAAACACUACUCUAGAAAACAUGGUGAGAAGAAGUAUAAGUGUGAGAAGUGCUCUAAGAAAUAUGCUGUGCAGUCUGAUUGGAAAGCCCAUUCAAAAACAUGUGGUACUAGAGAAUACAGAUGUGACUGUGGCACUCUUUUCUCAAGGCGUGACAGUUUUAUCACUCAUAGGGCCUUCUGUGAUGCACUGGCUGAAGAGACUGCAAGACAUCCAUCCACCUUGAGCACCAUUGCCAGCCAUUUGUAUGGAACUGGAAGCAGCAACAUGAGCUUGGGGUUAACUCAAAUGGGUCCCCAAGUUUCUUCAAUUCAAGAUCAGAACCAAACACCUAAUGAUAUGCUCCGACUUGGUGGUGCUCGGACAGGUCAAUUCGAGUCUCUUAUCGGACAGUCUGUUGGUUCAGCAUUCAGACCUACCCAAACUAUGCCUUCAUCUGCUUUCUUCAUGCAAGAAUCAAACCAACGCAGCCAUGAAGAAAACCAAUCUCAACUUGGAUUAUUUCCAAANAAGUGUGAGAAGUGCUCUAAGAAAUAUGCUGUGCAGUCUGAUUGGAAAGCCCAUUCAAAAACAUGUGGUACUAGAGAAUACAGAUGUGACUGUGGCACUCUUUUCUCAAGGCGUGACAGUUUUAUCACUCAUAGGGCCUUCUGUGAUGCACUGGCUGAAGAGACUGCAAGACAUCCAUCCACCUUGAGCACCAUUGCCAGCCAUUUGUAUGGAACUGGAAGCAGCAACAUGAGCUUGGGGUUAACUCAAAUGGGUCCCCAAGUUUCUUCAAUUCAAGAUCAGAACCAAACACCUAAUGAUAUGCUCCGACUUGGUGGUGCUCGGACAGGCCAAUUCGAGUCUCUUAUGGGACAGUCUGUUGGUUCAGCAUUCAGACCUACCCAAACUAUGCCUUCAUCUGCUUUCUUCAUGCAAGAAUCACACCAACGCAGCCAUGAAGAAAACCAAUCUCAACUUGGAUUAUUUCCAAGCAAGCCAUUUCAUGGACUAAUGCAACUUUCUGAUCUUCAGAAUAGUUCAAACAACCCUCCUGCUGCCAAUCUGUUUAAUCUCGGUUUCUUUUCGAACAGCAGCAACAAUAGCAGCAUUGAUAAUGGCAGCAACACGAACAACAAUAACAACAGCAAUAUAUCAUCUUCAAGCUUACUGAUUCCGAAUCAGUUCAACAAUGGACAUGCUAGUGGUAGCAGUGGUGAAGGGACAGGGUCCAACAUAUUCUCUGGUAAUCUUGUGGGUGAUCAUAUGAGUUCUGGCUUCGCUUCUUUUUAUAACCCAUCAGCUCAAAACCACAAUGUUGCUCCACAUAUGUCUGCAACUGCACUGCUUCAAAAAGCUGCUCAAAUCGGAUCAACCUCAAGCAACCAUGGGGCCUCUUUGCUGAAAGGGUUUGGAAGCUCCUCCUCAGGGGGCGGAAAAUCGGAUCGCCCCCUUGCAGCCGCCAACUUCGGCAGCGGUUUUGGCGAAAACAAUGGAAAUAAUCUCCAUGACCUAAUGAAUUCCCUUGCUAGUGGUGGCUCCUCCAUUUUUGGAGGUGGGUCUGGAGGGAUUAAUACAUAUGGUGGGCAUGGACAAGAGGAACAUUAUGGUGGAUACAAUGAAAAUAAACUUAAUUUGGAACAACCACCACAAAACAACCAUAGCCCAAGUUUCGGAAACAUGGACCAAACCAAGCUGCACCAGAAUGUCAAUGUUACUGUUGGGGGCUCCGAUGGACUGACUAGAGAUUUUCUUGGGGUAGGGGAGAUAGUGAGAUGCAUGAGUGGUGGGUUUUCACAGAGAGAGCAGCAACGUGGGAUUGAUAUGAGCUCAUUGGAUUCAGAACCCAAGACUGCGCCGAAAAGCCAAUCUUUUGGAGGUGGGAACUUUCACUGA